Molecule: messenger RNA, 2834 nt
Organism: Mesocricetus auratus (golden hamster)
Lineage: Eukaryota; Metazoa; Chordata; Mammalia; Rodentia; Cricetidae
Gene: Krt2
Product: keratin 2
Exons: 9
Coding region: 267-2426 (719 amino acids)
Biological process (GO): intermediate filament organization; keratinization
Cellular component (GO): keratin filament
Molecular function (GO): structural constituent of skin epidermis
Source: RefSeq, a predicted model, not a curated record
GAAGCAGGUUCUGGAAUGGGGCUGAGUAGGAGAUGUUUUAAUGGCCAUUAGGUUGAUAAUCACUCACCAAGAAUAGCUUCCAGGCAGACCAAACCCAUGCAUAAGUGGGCCCACACCCAAGCUCACAACACCUCGUUGGCAGGUAUAUAAGAGGACCCUGCGAGUCUCCCAACAGCACAGUUCAGUCUCCAGCCUUGGAUCUGCUCUGAUCUUCUUCUACUUUCCUUGCUGAGCAAAAAAGAAAAAGAAAAAGAAAAAAAUCCAUCAUGAGUUGUCAGAUCUCGUGCAAGUCUCGAAGAGGAGGAGGAGGUGGCGCUGGAUUCCGGGGCUUCAGUAGUGGCUCGGCUGUGGUCUCUGGAGGAAGCCGGAGAUCGACCAGCGGCUUCUCCUGCUUGAGCCGCCAUGGUGGUGGCAGAGGAGGCUCCGGUGGAGGUGGCUUUGGCAGUCAGAGUCUUGUCGGCCUCGGAGGGUACAAGAGCAUCUCUACUAGCGUGGCUGGCUGUGGUGGAGGAUUUGGUGGCAGAGGUGGCAGUGGCUUCGGAGGCCGCAGCAGCUUUGGAGGCAGCGGUGGCUUUGGAGGUGGCUCUGGCUUUGGAGGAGGCAGAGGAUUCGGAGGCAGCGUUGGCUUCGGAGGUGGCAGUGGCUUCGGAGGUGGCAGUGGCUUCGGAGGUGGCAGUGGUUUUGGAGGUGGCAGUGGCUUCGGAGGUGGUGGAUUUGGUGGAGGCGGCUUCGGUGGAGGCCGUUUUGGAGGAGGUAGCGGCUUUGGGGGGCCUGGAGGAUUUCCUGGUGGAGGCAUCCAUGAAGUCUCUGCCAAUCAGAGCCUCCUGCAGCCUCUUGAUAUCAAAUUAGACCCGGAGAUCCAGAACGUGAAGUCUCAGGAACGGGAACAGAUCAAAACUCUCAACAACAAAUUUGCCUCUUUCAUUGACAAGGUUCGAUUCCUGGAGCAGCAGAACCAGGUGUUGCAUACCAAAUGGGAACUUCUGCAGCAGCUGGAUGUGGGCACCCAAACCACCAACCUGGACCCCAUCUUCCAGGCCUAUAUUAGCAUGCUCAAGAAACAAGUGGAUAGGCUUAUAGCAGAAAGGACCUCGCAGGAUUCAGAGCUGAGCAACAUGCAGGAUCUUGUGGAAGAGUUUAAGAAGAAGUAUGAGGAUGAAAUCAACAAGCGCACAUCUGCGGAGAAUGAGUUUGUGACAAUUAAGAAGGAUGUGGACAGCUCCUACAUGGACAAGACAGAGCUGCAGGCCAAGACGGACAUACUGAUGCAGGAAGCUGAUUUCCUGAGAACGCUGUAUGACGCGGAACUGUCUCAGCUACAACAGAAUGUCACUGACACCAAUGUCGUCUUGUCCAUGGACAACAACCGGAGCCUUGACCUGGACAGCAUCAUUGCUGAGGUUCAGAGUCAAUAUGAGAUCAUCGCCCAUAAGAGCAAGACCGAGUCAGAGGAGCUGUACCAUAGCAAGUAUGAAGAACUCCAGGUCACUGCUGUGAAACAUGGGGACAGCUUGAAAGAGAUCAAGAUGGAGAUCAGCGAGCUGAACCGCACAAUCCAAAGGCUGCAAGGGGAGAUAGCGCAUGUGAAGAAGCAGUGUAAGGGUGUACAAGACUCCAUCGCUGACGCAGAGCAGCGCGGAGAGCAUGCACUCAAAGAUGCCAGGACCAAGCUCACUGACCUGGAGGAGGCCAUGCAGCAGGCACGAGAGAACCUGACCCGGCUGCUUCGCGACUACCAGGAGCUCAUGAACACCAAGCUGGCUCUGGACGUGGAGAUCGCCACCUACCGCAAGCUGCUGGAGGGCGAGGAGUGCAGGAUGACUGGAGAAUUCAGCGACAAUGUGUCUGUGUCCGUGACAAGCAGCACCAUUUCCUCAUCCGUGGCAUCCAAGGCUGGCUUUGGCUCUGGAGGUCAAAGUUCUGGAGGAAGAGGAAGCACCUAUGGUUCUGGAGGCAGAAACUCUGGCUCCAGAGGAGGAUCCGGAGGAGGCGGAUUCAGCUCUGGAGGAGGCUCUAGAGGAGGAUCUGGAGGAGGCGGAUUCAGCUCUGGAGGAGGCUCUAGAGGAGGAUCUGGAGGAGGCGGAUUCAGCUCUGGAGGAGGUUCUAGAGGAGGAUCUGGAGGAGGCGGAUUCAGCUCUGGAGGAGGCGGAUUCAGCUCUGGAGGAGGCGGAUUCAGCUCUGGAGGAGGCUCCAGGGGAGGAUCUGGAGGAGGCGGAUUCAGCUCUGGAGGAGGCUCCAGGGGAGGCUCUGGAGGAGGUGCUGGAGGCGGCUCCAGGGGAGGGUCUGGGUCCGGAGGAGGCGGAUACAGCUCGGGAGGCGGCUCUAGGGGAGGGUCCAGCUCUGGGGGUGCAGUAUCUAGCUCUGAAAGGGGAGGUUCUGGCUCAGGGGAAGGUUGUGGCUCCGGGGUGACCUUCUCUUUUAGAUAGAGAUGGGUCCUUGCCCUACUCUUUGCUUCCAGAAUGUCAGGUGUAUCUCUGUAUCACUAAUUCAGAGCAACCCCAAUUUUUGUAAUCCACCUCUGAUGACAUUUCUUUUUGAGAGGGGGUGAUGAAAGAUCUAAGAAUUAGAGUCAGAGGCACGCACUGUGUUCUGGGGAAGAAUCUGUGUUGUCCAAGUGUGUCUUCAAGCCACGCCCCACCCCUGGCCUCCUUGUAGUGCCCAUCUGACAGUCAUUCCUAGAUGGUGCUCUGCUGAGGACCCCAGGGUACCCCCACCCUCCUCCCCCAACAGUGGUCUGGGGAACUAUGCUUCUGUGUACAUAGCCUCUUGAAUGGACUCUGCUCUCUGAGUGCUGUGGUCUGGGUGUCUGCAUAAUAAACUUCAUUUGCAAUCGA